This is a messenger RNA of Vitrella brassicaformis, 2102 nucleotides long. Lineage: Eukaryota; Vitrellaceae. The record is from the annotation of a GenBank genome assembly.
GCUGAUGGCGUCCGCGGGCGACAUACCGGCAGCAACAGCAGCAGCCACGGCCUCCUCGACGCGCCUCUGUGCCUCCUCAACAGAAAAAACGGCUACCUGAACACCAAGACACACACCAAUCAGCCAGAGAAAGAAGGUGACACGUGUGCACACGUCGUGUGGUCUGAUCUGCCCCUCCCCUGUCAGUGUCAUGUGCCCCCGCUCACAUUAUGCAUUCCAUGAAUGGCUUUGUCCAGCAGGUCGAUGGUGCCCAGCACCCUCGCCAGCUGCCUCUCCUCCUCAUCCAGCCCCAGCUUCUCCCGCAUGAUCUUGUCGAUCUUCGUGCCGAGCGCCAUCUCUAUUCCCGCCAUGGUGCCCACCUCCUUGCCGUCGAUGUGGGUCACGUUCCUGGCCGACAGCAGGGGCAGCACUGAGGCGGCACCAGGCGGGAAGGCGAGCACACGAAGACAGACGAAGCCGCCGCCCUGUGGCUGAUUGCUGGUGGGGGGGUCGAUGGCAUCGACGACGGCCAGCUGUCCGCCAGCGGCAUGGCCCCCUUGUCGCCCCUCGCUGGAGGUCAAGUACAGGCAGUAUGCGGGCCCUCCCUUGCGGAAGAGACCCUGCACACGCCCGUACUCGCCCCCGAUCGCCUCCUUGACGACCGGCCAAAGGAUGGGGGGGAUUAUCCCCUUGCCGUGGGCGGCCGAUGGGUCGGCAUCAGGGAGCUGGUCGGCGGGGCGUCUGGUGCGGGUGGCAUGGUGGUGGGAGAGUAGGUAGUGCAGGGCCGGCUCGGUGCGCUGUCUGGUUGUGGCGGUGGUCUUGCGGACGCACAAGAGGCUGCGGCUGCCUUCGUGGAUGUGUGCAAACGAGAUGGAGUCGCGCUGGUGUAGGCAGUCCGCCGCCUCGCCGCUGUGCACCAUUGCGUAGUGGGGGGCGGGAGAGGGAGAGAGUGGUGCUGAAGGUGCAGCGGCUGGUGUGGGCUGGGCGGCUUCGUUAAUCACAUCAGCAAUCGACAAUCUGAGGAGGAAGGGAAACAACAAACGCACAGACAGAACAGAUGAGAUGCAUCGUGGGGUCAACGUGUCACUCUCUGCGUGUGGCCUUACCCGCUAGACAUAUCCUGGUCACAGUCGGGCGCAGAUACGCCCUCCUCAUGCAGACUAUCAUGUGGUGCCUCCUCGGCUGGCCGGGGGACACUCUCGUCAACAGCAACAGCUACGUCAGCAUCCUCCUUCUCCUUCUCCUCCUUGUCCUCCUCUGUCGUCGUGGCCUGCCCGUGGUGGUCCUCCUCUCUAGUGGGCGGCAUGGCUGGAGCAGCCUCGUGGUGGUGGCUGGUGGGCUGCUGGCUGAUAAAUCAUGCACAUGCACAUGAACCCCUCCCUCUCCCGGCUGAAGACCGCCGUUAAGCGGCCCAGCAACGAUUACAGCAGGCCCCGGUCCGCAGCGGUAAAUAGGUGGCCGUGGCCAUGGUGCGGCGGACAUCGUGCGGGGAGCCUGCUGGUGCUGCGGUCCCAUCAGUGGUGGGGUGGCCGUGGCCGUGUAGAUGGGCCGCAGCGGGGCCGGGCGCGGAACCGCAGCCACAAACCCCAUAUGGUGGGGGUGGGGAAGGGGAUGGGGAUGGGGGUGGGAUGCAGCAGGAGGGCCGUCGCGCUGCUGCAGAGCCCGGGGGUGUGCAACGUUCCCCCAGGGAGGUGUGGUCGGCGAGGUGCCUGUCAGCUGGUCGUCUGGUCGGCGAGGUGCCUGUCAGCUGGUCGUCGGCCGAGGGAUCGCUCGGCCGCUGAGCCUCUUGGCUCUCUGGUCCGCUGACGAGGCAGCACCCGCACUGCCGCAGCGAGUCGCCGAUCUUCGCGACUUGCUCUCGGAUCCAUUGGUCCAUAGCGCGGGCGGCGUUGACCACAGCCUCACAGGGGGCGCACAUCUCAGUUUGCUGGCCCUCAGGGGCGUCGGGCGCGGUGGCGGGGACGGGAUAGUAGUGCCGCGACAGCCCCUCGUCGUAGCCAUAGGACGCCGGCGUGUUGAUGAGCGGGAAUGCCGGCCGUCCAGGCGGAUAGUAAUAAUGUUGAACGUGAGGAUGACGGGGCAUCUGUGCUGGAUGCCAGGCGACGUAAGGCGGCGCCAUUUUU